This is a messenger RNA of Trichomonas vaginalis G3, 1662 nucleotides long. RefSeq lists its product as uncharacterized. The transcript has a single exon. The coding region runs from base 1 to 1662 and encodes 553 amino acids. The record is from RefSeq and is a predicted model, not a curated record. Lineage: Eukaryota; Parabasalia; Trichomonadida; Trichomonadidae.
AUGCAUCGUACGCCAGUAGUAUUUAUUCGAUUAAAUCAGAUUUCUAACGUUAAUGCACCAUCCCAAAACAAUCAAAUGUUCAGUCUUAUCGUUAAACUUCUUCCAAAUACAAGAGAAGAUCAUACUGAAUUGCAUGGUACAAGAAAUCUUAUAACAGACAUUACAUGGUCUUUUCCUAUGACAAAUAUCAACGUAGAACAGAUUUCGCUGACCCUAAAGAUGAAUUCAAAUAAUGCAGAUGUUGCCAAGCUUACACUUCCAUUAAAAUGGUUCCGACCGGAUACAGUUGUUCGAGAAGUAUAUCCAAUGCGAGGUAUCUUGCAAACAGCACCUCAAAUUAUGGCAGAUUUAGAUGUUCAUAUUUCUGCCAAAGGGGAACUCCCAUUUACAGCACCACCAGCAUCUUUAGCAGUCAUUCCAGCAUGGAGAUCUGCUCAGCCAAUUAACGUUAAUCCACAGCAAGCCUACGCAAACGUUCCGAUUUCAGGUCCAGGAUGGGCGAAUCCAUUUGAACCACAACCAGAUCACGUACCACCAGCACCAGUUAUACCAAACACCCCUCAGGGCAACAAGCUCAUCAAGAGAACAAAUCUCAUUCAACAAGUUCGUCCUGCUCCAAAUCCAUACUUACAAAAUGACCAGCCACAACAUCAAAGUAUGGGUCCGCCACUUAUUGCUGCUGGCCCUACGAUGCCUCCGCCUACAUUUCUCAUUCCACCACAACCACAGCAGCCAAAGAUCGUAGAAGUCAGAGAAGAUCCAACAGAUCGCACUCAUGAUCUCCAGAAGACCAUUCUCGAAAAGAGAAAACAGCGUCUUCAGCAAGAAAAUUCAGAUAAUGAAAAUGAUGACGAAGAAGAGUUCACUUAUGAAUACGAAGAAUCAGAAGUUGAAGAAGAAAUCGAACAAGAACCUCAACAACAAGAACAGCAAUCUCUUCAACAAUUUAAUCAACAAUCUCAGCCUCAACAGCAACCGCAAUAUCAAUACCAAUAUCCACAAAUGCCACAACCACAGGUUAUCUACUUACAACCAGGCCAACAGCCUCCUCAACCUCAAUAUGUUUAUUAUCAACCACCUCCGCCUCAAAACCAAGCUCCUAACCAACAACAACCACAACCACAAUACGUAUACGUUCAGGCGCCUCCUCCUCAGCAAGUUCCAAUGCAAAUACAGAAUCAAUCCGGCCAACCACAGUUUGUUUACAUGCAACCGCCACCGCAACCACAAUACGUUUACAUGCAACCCGGUGGGCAACCUCAGCAAGUCAUUUAUUUGCAACCAGGCCAAGUUCCAUUUAAUCCUCAGCAAAAUCCUUCAUAUCAAGCUCCACAACCAACACAGCAACCUGCUUUCCAGCCCAGACCAGCUGAUGCGCCUGCUAGAAUUGUUACACAUCAUCCUCCUCAGUCACAAUUUCAAAUGAGGCCUCCCCCUCCACAAAGAACCGAAAAUACAGCUAUGAUUAAGGAAAAUACGGCUGCUCCAGUAACAGAUUUAGGUGUUCCUGCAGAAGGAGACGUCGUAGCUGAGUCUGUUUCAGGAGGAAUGCCUCAGAACGGAAAACUCGACGACAACUUGCAGAGUUUAGAUAUGGAUAAGGCUAAAAAGUCUCAUAAGAGUCUUGGAGAGAUCAAAGAAGGACUUUUGGCAGAUAAAUAA